AGGGGGCAGAGCUGAGCUGGGCCGCGCCGCGCCGAGCCGAGCGAGGAGCUCCGCACCCCGCGCCGCACCGGCCUCCGGCCCCGGCGGGAGCCCGCCGCGUCCCGGACCGGAAGAAACUGAAGUGAGAAAGAAGUGACUGAAGAAGAAAUUAAGGAACGAUUUGAAGGAACAGAUUCAUUUAUUAACACGAUCAAGUUUGAAUUAAAUGGCUGAUAAACAGAUCAGUUUACCUGCCAAGCUGAUCAAUGGAGGGAUAGCUGGGCUGAUUGGGGUCACCUGCGUAUUUCCCAUUGACCUGGCAAAAACUCGCCUGCAGAACCAGCAGAAUGGCCAACGGAUGUACACCAGCAUGUCUGACUGCCUCAUUAAAACAAUUCGGUCGGAAGGCUACUUUGGCAUGUACAGAGGGGCUGCAGUGAACCUGACUCUAGUGACACCAGAAAAGGCUAUCAAACUGGCAGCCAAUGACUUCUUCCGGCAUCACCUCUCCAAAGAUGGGAAGAAGCUGACACUGCUGAGGGAGAUGCUGGCAGGCUGUGGCGCGGGUACCUGCCAGGUGAUUGUCACCACUCCCAUGGAGAUGCUCAAAAUCCAGCUGCAGGAUGCGGGGCGAAUUGCGGCACAGAAGAAGCUGAUGGCAGCGCAGGCCCAGCUCUCUUCCUCUGCAGCGGGCGCGGCGGAGCCAGUGGUGGAAACACGCACCACAGCAAUGCAAAUAACAAGGGAGCUGCUGCGGAGCAAAGGCAUCGCGGGACUCUACAAGGGCCUCGGAGCCACGCUGCUAAGGGAUGUCCCGUUCUCCAUUGUGUACUUCCCACUGUUUGCAAACCUGAAUAAGCUGGGCCAGAAAGACCCCAAUGUCAAGGCUCCAUUCUACGUGUCCUUCCUCUCCGGAUGUGUGGCUGGCAGUACGGCUGCGGUGGCUGUCAACCCUUGCGACGUGAUCAAAACGCGGCUGCAGUCCUUGCAGAGAGGAGUGAAUGAGGACACCUACUCAGGAAUCCUGGACUGCACCAAGAAGAUCUGGCAGAAGGAAGGGCCCAUGGCCUUCCUGAAAGGGGCAUACUGCCGAGCCCUGGUCAUUGCUCCUCUCUUCGGCAUUGCACAAGUUGUCUACUUCAUCGGCAUUGCGGAGUUCCUGCUGGACAUGCUCCCCAAGCACCGGGCCUAGCUCCAGCACACCUGCGUGUGCCGUCCUGCCCUCUGCCAUGCCGAAUUCCUUGUGUUCAUCAUCCUUGUCGAUUGGUGUCAGAGCAACAGCACAAAGGGUUCGCGCAGGGAUGCUGAGGGGACAUGGUCUCCAGACGAGUAAACGCUGGGAGGGAGGCAGUCCCUUUUCUGUCUCAGUCUGGAACCUGUCCCCUCCUGCUCCUUCCACGGACAAUACCUAAUAAUGCAUUUUUUUCCUUUUUUUUUUUUUUUUUGUUUUAAAAUUGUCAUUCUUAAGGAUACUGGUAAGCACAGACUGGGCUUGCAGACCCAGAAGUCUCCUCCCAGCCUUGAGGAGGAAGAGGGAUGGGAAAGAAAUAACCUGAACCCUCAUCCACCUCAGGUCCCCUCUUUCCUCCUGGAGUUUCCAGCUAUCUGAGAAGGAGCUGGGGGGGCAGCUGUGUCCCCUCUACCCCUCCUCAGCUCUGCUGGCCCCAGGUUGAGAGCGGGCAGUGCGCAAAGGGAGCUCAUCUCAUCGUCACUGGAGGCACGGUGCGGAGGAUGCUGGAUCCAGCAAGUUCCUUGGCCUGGAAACCUUCACCCCUCCCUUCUACCUUUCUGAAAACGAGUUGGACUUAGAUGAACUUCUUGGAGAUCAGGGGAAGGGAAAGGGGAUCGUUACUAUUGAUUUUAUAAUUAUUUUUGUUUUAAAGCAAAGGGAUGUCCCUCCUAACUAGGUGUCACAGGCACAUCUGGGUGAGGUGCAGAGAUGAGAUGUCUGCUCUGUAGGGAACAUGUCUGGGAUCACAUGAAUGUCCAGAGGUGCUUCACUGCUUGGCUACAGUCAGGGGAGGGAGAGGAACUUGGAAUCAAGUUAUUUUUGUUCAGUGGUUUUUUUUUUUGGGUGGGGGGUGGGGGGGGUGGGGAUUGGGGUGGUGGUUGGGUUUUAUUUUUUUAAUGCAGGGUUAUGGGGAGGGGAAACCAAACAACAAGAAACCACUUACAUUCCUUCAGCCUGCCCGCCCCCAGGGUGAUAAAGCGGAGGCUGCAUGUGUAGAUUAGCUGAUUUUUAGUUUUUUCCAGCCUGGCCCCAGGUGUGUGAAAGGAGGUGCUGGCUCCGCUUCUGCGGUGCCCAACCUCGGGGAGACAUGCUAGAAAUGCUGCGCCUGUGUGCUCACCUUGCAAGGUGAAAACGCAAGGUCUAGUUGUGCUUUGGUGUUUGACUUGGGCGUGUUUGGAGUCAGCUGGUGUUAAAGAGGCAGAAGGUUCCCGCACCCUGAGCGAGGAGGUGUUUGCACGUAUGUGGUUACAGGGUGGAGUACUCUGGAUUGCGAAAACCCAUCAUCCUGCUCGCUUCUGGGGUGGUGAUUGCUGUUGGGUGGCAGCGGGCAAAGCCACACCUACAACCCACUCUGCCAAAGGAACGCUGCCCCAGCUAACGUCACCUGUCAGGGGACUUCCUCGUUCAGUACUCUUUUGGGCUGUGUAAUUAAUUUUAGUUUAAAGUGCAAGAUCUACCAACCAAGCGUGAUCUUCUCCAUUAUUUAUUCCAUUUGGUGCAAUCCACCCGACUUUGGUGUUUCAAUUAAACUGAUCAAAUUAACUUUUCAUUCCUUCUUAUUUUCACUUUGUUCUCCAGGCACUUGCUUGGUGUUUGUGUUUCAAAUGUGUAUUUAAAUUAAUUAAAAAAAAAAACACCCUGUUUUUAAUGUUUAAAAGAAAACCACCUCUGUUUCAAUGUUCUUGGGUUAGGUUUUUGCAGAACCUGUAUGUUGAGGGGCUUCUUCCUUGAUGCAUCCUUUUUCUCUUGAAAAAGUUGGUCUAUGGCUGAUUUGUUAACUUGUCACUUUGCAUAUGUGAAUAAUUUUAUUUCCUUCUUUCUUUCUUAAUGACUUCUCUGUAUAUCUGGGAAGGAAUCUGUGCAAAGAUGAUGGUAGAUGUCUGUGCUGUGUGUAGUGCUGUGAUGCUGCUCUUGCUCUGGAAUUCCCUUGGGUGGAUUAAAAGAGAUUCUUUUUUUUCUUUUUUUAA
Molecule: messenger RNA, 3177 nt
Organism: Phalacrocorax carbo (great cormorant)
Lineage: Eukaryota; Metazoa; Chordata; Aves; Suliformes; Phalacrocoracidae
Source: RefSeq, a predicted model, not a curated record